Messenger RNA from Plutella xylostella (diamondback moth), 1709 nucleotides. The record is from RefSeq and is a predicted model, not a curated record. NCBI's taxonomy places the organism in Eukaryota, Metazoa, Arthropoda, Insecta, Lepidoptera, Plutellidae.
CAUCGAAAAGUAAAACUUUUGUUGUUGUCUAUUUAAUUUCAUGAAUUUCAUGAUAAGAGAUACGCAAAUACACUAAAAUGGAUUUAUUAGACUUGAUCACAGAUGGAAAAACAAACCUUUGCUUCCUCUGCCUCAAAACCGGCGACGAAAGCGUCCAUAUAGCAACGGACUAAGAAAUUCAUGAUUUCGGUGAUUUUACUACAAUUUCUCUGUCUAAAAUUAUGCGAAAGCUUUUCCCUUCAUGUGAGAUAAUAACCAGACAGUGUUGCAAAGAUUGCACCAACUCGAUACUACACAUUUAUACUUUGAUGAAAAGAAAUCUACAGUGCAAGUAUAUUUUACUUGAUAUCAUUAAAUCACUUACGAAAACCAUUGAUGAAAGUUUGAAUUCAAAAAGAAAACUAAAUAUGGAAAUAGAGAUCUCAGUUCCUGCUGCGAUGAAGGAUUUCUUUAAAAGUGACAAAUGUAAAAUUAAAAACAAAAUUGGAGACUACAGAUUUGAAUGUAAAAAGUGCGAUAUGAAAUUUCCAAGUACAAGUAAUCUACAGGAACAUAAAGAGAUAGCUCAUAAAGCUACCAGCAGUGCUGUGUUGUGUGACGUGUGUGGAAAAAACUGUGUUACUCCGAAAUCAUUGAAAUCUCACUUAAACUGCCACACCCAGGAAACCUGUAAACACUGCAAUAAGGUCUUAAAAACCCAUGCUCACUUCAGAAAACACUUAAAAAGCCACAAAACUGGUGUCAAAAUGAACCAUAACAGCAAAUCUUUGUAUAAGUGUCAGCAAUGUGAUUAUGAAAGUGGAAAUAGUAAAUCUCUUGAAGGCCAUAUGAAUAAGGUACAUCUAAAAGUAAGGCCGUACGAAUGCAACAUUUGUGAUCGAGCAUUUUACAGACAGUGUCACUUAAAAGAGCACAUAAUGUCAACACAUAGCGACAAAGAAAAGGAAAUUUGUCAUGUGUGCGGAGACAGUUUUGCAAACAAGUACAGUUUAGAAGCUCAUUUGAGAGUGCAUACAAAUGACCGUCCAUUUCAGUGUGAAGUGUGCAGUAGUAAAUUUGUGUCCCUUCGUUGUAAAAAUGAACAUGUAAAGAUAAAACAUUCGGAGAAGAAUGAGUGUUGUCCGUUUUGUGAAAAAAAGUUUACUGUUAAGAAGUAUUUGAACAGGCAUAUGAAGAUGAGUCAUGGUAAGGACACUGUCAGUUUAGACUAUUCAUUAGAAAAUAUACAGUAUCAAAUGUAAUGUUUGCCAUUAAUAAUCUUAAAGAUAAUUAUUAUAUUUUUGAAUGUCUUACAUAAGGUAACCACCUGACUUUUACCCUUGGAAGAUUUUAAUUAAAACGGAAUAAGUAAAAAUAAAUUCUUUUAUUUUAUAAAAAUAAGGUACAAAAAUACAUUCUUAUUUAGUAGAAAAUAUGAAAAUAAUAAUUACAAUAUAUUACAAAUACUGUGUGUAAGUAUAAAAAAUGAGUAUUAAAAGUAGUUCUUAAGAAGUAUUUUACAUUUUAAUAGAUUUUACAUAAAGAAUAGAAAACAUACUGGCUCAUUCAUUGAUCUAAGAUUACCAUUUUGUUAAAAUAAUUUAGAAGUUAACAAAAAAAAUCAACUUAAAAAGAAACCGAAAAAAUAAAUAUAAUAUGAUAAAGCCUAUUUUCAAAUCCUAUUCAAAACACACUAUAUGUAUAAAGAUAAGUACAUUUAUUUUAAAUUA